Oncorhynchus gorbuscha (pink salmon) is the source of this 1401-nucleotide messenger RNA. RefSeq names its product pepsin A-like. Lineage: Eukaryota; Metazoa; Chordata; Actinopteri; Salmoniformes; Salmonidae. The transcript has 9 exons. The record is from RefSeq and is a predicted model, not a curated record. The coding region runs from base 94 to 1227 and encodes 377 amino acids. Gene Ontology annotation, biological process: proteolysis. Gene Ontology annotation, molecular function: aspartic-type endopeptidase activity.
UUGGGUCCUGGUGUCCAGGAUGACUGUAUAUAAGGCCUGGGUUCUCCUCCUUCUAACUUCACUCUCUCUGUCCAAGAAGAACCAGAAACAACCAUGAUGAACUGGGCUGUCCUCCUGUGUGCCUUAGUGGCCCUGUCCGAGUGUAAUGUCAAGAUCUCUCUGAUCAAGGGGAAGACUGCCAGAGAGACCCUGAUGGAGAAGGGUAUAUGGGAGGAGACCAGGCUGAAGUUCCCCUACAAACCUAUGGCCAAGUUCUACCAGACUGGUGAUGAGGCUAUGACCAACGACGCUGAUUUGUCCUACUACGGCGUGAUUUCCAUCGGAACCCCUCCCCAGUCCUUCAACGUCAUCUUUGACACUGGCUCCUCCAACCUGUGGGUUCCCUCGGUCUACUGCUCCAGCCAGGCCUGCCAGAAUCAUGCCAAAUUCAACCCUGCACAGUCCAGCACCUUCACGUGGGCCAACAAGCCUGUUUCCAUUCAGUACGGAACUGGCAGCAUGACUGGGCGGCUGGCAUACGACACUGUUUCGGUGGGCGGUAUCUCUGUGACUCAACAGAUCUUUGGUGCCAGCCAGACCGAGGCUCCCUUCAUGGCCAACAUGGUUGCCGACGGUAUCCUGGGCCUGGCUUUCCCCAACCUGGCGGCCUCUGGGGCCACACCAGUCUUUGACAACAUGAUGAGUCAGGGCCUCGUUUCCCAGAACCUCUUCUCCGUCUACCUGAGCGGAAACUCAGCACAGGGUAGUGUGGUGUCUUUCGGAGACAUUGAGUCUAACUACUACACCGGACAGAUCACCUGGAUCCCCCUGUCCUCCGAGACCUACUGGCAGAUCAACAUGGACAGCGUUACCAUCAACGGCAACACAGUGGCCUGCAAUGGUGGAUGUCAGGCGAUCAUAGAUACUGGCACCUCCCAGAUCGUUGGGCCAACCACUGACAUCAACAACAUGAACAGCUGGGUCGGAGCCACUACUGACCAGUAUGGAGAUGCCACCGUGAACUGCAACAACAUCCCCAACAUGCCUGAGGUGACCUUCACCCUCAACGGAAACGCCUUCACCAUCCCUGCCUCCGCCUACACCUCCCAGAACUCCAACGGCUGCAUGACUGGUUUUGGUAACGGUGGAACUCAGCAGCUCUGGAUCCUUGGAGAUGUCUUCAUCAGGCAGUACUAUGCCAUCUUUGACAGACAGAACAACAAUGUCGGUCUGGCCCAGAUCGCAUAAGAUAUCUACUGUGAAAUAAGUCUGGAUUGAAUCUAAGUCUUCCAGUUAUGAAUAGUAAUAUGUUAUAUACACGUGAUUGUAGCACUAGAAUUGGCAUAGUUGGGGAAAUGUUGUAGAUUGUGAAAUGUACACAGUUGCCAAGUAAUAAAAAACACUAUAUUCCCAAUGCUAAAA